Rotaria sp. Silwood2 is the source of this 201-nucleotide messenger RNA. NCBI's taxonomy places the organism in Eukaryota, Metazoa, Rotifera, Eurotatoria, Philodinida, Philodinidae. The record is from the annotation of a GenBank genome assembly.
AUGGCUUCUAUGUCACCAUGUACAAUAGAAAAAGAUGUUCUUGAUGCAAUGAAAAAAUUUCGACGAUUAUCGAAUAAAUCAACAAUGGCUAUGUUAUUACGAUGUGAUAUGAAAACAAAUCAAGUCGUAAUUGACAAAGAAUUAAAAGUAAGUGCGAAAAUUAAACAAGAGUCUUUUACAUUAUUUGAAGAAUAUCGUUAG